UGUUGGAUUAACCUUGAUUCUAUCAACUAGGCUUGUUGCGUUGAACAUUAUAGUAUCACCAUUGUGCUAGGUACUACCAGAGCAUCACCUUGGCCGCGGAAGUAUCACCAUGGCGGAAAGCAAGCCCAUAAUCAAGCUUCACUGGCUCAAUGGCUCUCGUGCUCAGGGAAUCUUGUUUCUCCUUGAGGAGCUGGAGGUGCCGUAUGAGCUGCAGGUCUACCACAGGACCAAGGACAUGCUCGCGCCACCCGAGCUUGCCGAGCUCCACCCACUGGGCAAGUCGCCCGUGGUGACCAUCACGACACAGGACUCGUCGGCGCCGCCGCUGGUGCUGGCGGAGUCCGGCUUCAUCAUCGACUACCUCUGCGACCACUUCGGCGCGGGCAAGAACCUCGUGCCGAAGCGCUGGAAGGACGGCCAGGAGGGCAAGCCUGGGGGAGAGACGGAGGAGUGGCUCCGGUUCCGCUAUCUGCUAUACUACCCAGAGGGCAGUCUCGCGCCCUACCUCUUCAUGACGAUCCUGCUCAAUGGCCUCAAGGGGUCUAGGAUACCGUUUCUGGUCAGGCCGAUCACGUCGGCGGUGGCUUCGCGGGUCAUGGGCAUGCUGGUCGUCCCCAACCUAAAGAAGCAGCUCGGGUUCCUGGAGAAGCAGCUCGAGACGUCACCCGGUGGCGGUGAUUACCUCUGCGGCAAAGACCUGACGGCGGGAGACAUCUCGCUGGCGUUCCCUAUCCUGUGGGGAAAGACCGAGUUUGGGGGCAUGGGCUUGACGGAGGCGGACUUUCCCCGAGCUUUCGCCUACAUGGAGCGGCUCGAGGCGCGGCCGGGGUGGAAGCGAGCGGCCGACAAGAUUCGAGAGAUGGACGGCAGCUACUCUCUCUUGCCGCAGCAUUGAGCCUAUCAAGGGAGCUGGGGCUUCGCCUGGGGAUCGCUGAAGGAUCGAUGCAGGAAGGCACAGCCACGGUUUGGCACCGGUGGUGAUGUAAAAUACGAGAUACGAGUAUAUCUAGGUGGUACUUUGGGCAAGGCAGCGCCGGCUGAUGUCAGCUUCAAUCUUCGCUCCGAGACCCUCACAAAAAAGACGGCAGUCUUACAGGAGGUCCCAAAGACUGGGUAAAUUUGUUAGUGCUAUUUGAUUAGUGGUGCCUCCAUACCACAUGCAGCUGAGGCAGGCACC
Messenger RNA from Gaeumannomyces tritici R3-111a-1, 1177 nucleotides. RefSeq names its product glutathione S-transferase I. The transcript has 3 exons. The record is from RefSeq and is a predicted model, not a curated record. NCBI's taxonomy places the organism in Eukaryota, Fungi, Ascomycota, Sordariomycetes, Magnaporthales, Magnaporthaceae. Bases 110 to 895 code for a protein of 261 amino acids.